Cyprinodon tularosa is the source of this 3739-nucleotide messenger RNA. RefSeq lists its product as uncharacterized. Bases 2150 to 3463 code for a protein of 437 amino acids. Lineage: Eukaryota; Metazoa; Chordata; Actinopteri; Cyprinodontiformes; Cyprinodontidae. The transcript is spliced from 2 exons. The record is from RefSeq and is a predicted model, not a curated record.
CCUGUGUGAAAUCUCAUGUGUCUAUCAAGAUAAGAUUUCAUAGUAAAGCUUUUUCCACAGGACAGACAUUCAAAAGGUUUCUCCCCUGUGUGGAAUCUCAUGUGUCUAUCAAGAUAAGAUUUCAUAGUAAAGCUUUUUCCACAGGACAGACAUUCAAAAGGCUUCUCACCUGUGUGAAUUCUCAUGUGUCUAUCAAGAUAAGAUUUCAUAGUAAAGCUUUUUCCACAGGAAAGACAUUCAAAAGGCUUCUCACCUGUGUGGAAUCUCAUGUGUUCAUCAAGACUAGAUUUCUGAGUGAAGCGUUUUCCACAGGACAGACAUAAAAAGGGUUUCUCACCUGUGUGAAUUUUAAUGUGUUUAGUCAAAUGACUUUUUUCAGUAAACUUCUUGUUACAAAUGGUACAGGAAAAAGGCUUCUCACCUGUGUGAAAUCUCAUGUGUCUAUCAAGAUAAGAUUUCAUAGUAAAGCUUUUUCCACAGGACAGACAUUCAAAAGGCUUCUCACCUGUGUGGAAUCUCAUGUGUCUAUCAAGAUAAGAUUUCAUAGUAAAGCUUUUUCCACAGGACAGACAUUCAAAAGGCUUCUCACCUGUGUGAAUUCUCAUGUGAAUAUUAAGAUCAGACUUGGAGGUGAAGAUUUUUCCACAUGACAGACAUUCAAAACGCUUCUCACCUGUGUGGAAUCUCAUGUGUUUAUCAAGAUCAGAUUUCUUUUUGAAAAUUUUUCCACAGGACAGACAUUCAUGAAUCUUCUGACCUUUGUGAGUUCUUAUGUGAACCAUUAAAUGUUCUUUAUUUAGAAAAGUUUCUCCACAUGUCAAACAUGGGAAAGGUUGCUGCUCUUCAUGCUCACUAAUGGGGAGCUCCAUGGUUUCCUCUUUUGUCCAGGGAUGUUCUGGUUCUUGCUGCUCUUCUUUUAUCUGCAGAGGUUCUGGUUCCUCUUGGUCCAAACUGGAAUUCCUCUCCUGUCCACAGAGCUGCUGGUCUGAGAAAUCUUCCUCUUUUCCAGCAUAAUCCUGCAGGCGGUCUGGAAAGACAAACACAGCAGACAGACUAAGUAUUGCAAGUUAAAGAAAGGACACCUCACAUAAAAGCACCAAACUCUGUCCUUCAGUUUGGGGGGAAAGUUGAUCCUUUAAUCAUCAUUGUGUCAAUCUAACUACAUACAAACAGACUGGAACUACAUCUCCCAUCAUGCAACCUGAUAGUACAGUCACAGGUUAAAGUUGGGGAAACUUAACAACCCUAACAUCUUGGUGCCGUGACCCGGAUCCCAACAUACCCGCUCGCUGACGGAGGGAGGAAGACACGCUGAAAACUACCGGUAGUCAGUGUCCCAUCAGAGGGGGCCUGUUUCAAAGUCCCGGGAAGUGAAUUCUUCGCCAGACCAGCGCCGUAGGUCGAACUCCUUCUGCCAUUGACAGAUUGACGGGAUCCAACACCAGAACAAGGACAGGCAAACCAAGUAAGAUUUUUGCCUUUUUUGGGUAAGAGUCCCAUGCACUCUAGGGGGGUUGCCCAAGCUUGGAUGUGGCUUCAGUUGGUUGCAGGCAGCUGUGGCAGGUUAAUCCAUCAUAUUUUGUUAACAGGCUGUUAACUUAGCGUAUAACAUAUUUAUAACUUAUAACUAACUUAUAUAGCUUGUAACCUAUAUCGUGAGAUUACUUGUCACUUGCUUGUUGUCGGUUUGAGCAGUUCCUUUGAGUUUGAGCUUUUAGGAGUGUAGUGGGUAAAGGUACCAAGGGACUCACAGAGUUGAGGUCCCUGAUAAAAGUGCUCUCUGAGCAAGGCCGAUGGAGCCAUAAGGUAAAGGUACCAAGGAAAUAAAAGGGUUGAAGUCCCUGAGAGAAGCGCUUUUGGAACAAGGCUGUUGGAGCCCUAAGGAUACCUAGGUUAUGGGAUUGCAGUCCCCAGUGUGCGCAAAAUAGAAGUGUAAACCGGUUAUAGAUAUAAUAAUAAUAAUAAUAAUAAUAAUAAUAAUAAUGAAAAUAAUAACACAACACAGAGUAGUGAAAUAAAUAAUAAAACAUAAAAAGAAAUAAAAUAAAAUAAAAAAUAGGCCUAAAUAAAAAUAAAAAAAAAAUCUUAAAAAAUAAAAAAGGGAAAACCUCAAAGCAAAGUACCUUUGCAUGAAGGAGAUGAAAAAUAUAUGGGUCAAAUAAACCCAGACCACUUAAAAUAUCUUGAUAAAUGGAAAAGAAAAUAUGGAGUUAGUGGAAAAUUAACAGUUGACCAGUGGCAAACUGUGGUGCAAAAACUAGAAAUUAGUGUCAGCACUAAAAAUGGGAAAAAGAAAAAAGAAAAAGAGGACCAGUUAAAACUUGCAAAAAGCUGGUUAGAGCAGGCCCAAAACUGGCAUGAGGCAAUAAAAAAAGCAAAACAAAAUAGAGAUAAGUCUCUGCCUCCCUAUUCUGAUCAACAAAAUCAGGUGACGUUUGUCCGUCCAGAGGACAAUGAAAUUGUUCAAAGAAGGCCUACUGCCCCUCCAGCUAACCUGGAGUCAGGAGACAUGCCGCAAAGUAAUGAAACUGGAGCUGUUGCUGCUCCAGAACCAUCAACAGCAGCAAAACAAGAAGUAAAAUGUGAACAGAAAUACCAGCAUGUUUACGAUACCCGACUAAGGCUGAAAACUGAAGACUCCACCCACCAGUCUCCUUAUAAAAAAUUAGCUACAGAACUCAGUGAACUGUCUGAGGAAUUUGAUAGAAUAAAGCCUCUGAUAGAAGUCCCAAAUACCCUAUCCAACAAUGCACAGGACAGAACAAUGCUAGUGUUCAGGCCAUGGACUUUAAAUGAAGCAAAAAGUGCAGUUGAAGGUCUCACUAGUCCACAGGAGGAUGUUGAACAGUGGAUUUUAGGAAUGGAAGGAAUUUAUAUGUCCUACAAACUAAAUGGACAAGAAUUUGGACAAGCACUGUUUUGUGCUGUUGGUCCUACUCUGUGGGGACAAAUAGGUAGCCAGUACACAGGGAGAGAUCAAAAUGGUGGAGUUAAUCCUUAUGGCCAAGGAGAUCUCAAUGGAACAGUUAUAACAGCUUUACAGCCUCAGUGGGCUGCUUUUUGCAAUGCCAUGCACACUGAGUUUAAAAAGAGGGCUGAUAAUGCCCAUUUGUCCACUGUAUUACAAAAAUCAGGAGAAAAUGUGGAUGAUUACAAAAUUAGAUUAGAAAGAGAAUUCAGAGCUCACAGUGGCAUUCCUUAUGAUGCUGAUAAGGACAGUACUUAUCAGGCACAGCCUAAAAAUGGUUUAAUGAAUGGGUUCCAGGCACACAUUAGUUCCUGGAUCAGAAAGCAUUUGGUAGAGCACAGAACAGCUGAUGUUGUGAGGAUAAUGGAGUACGCUAGACAUGCAGCAGAAGUUACCAAGGAAAAGGGAAGUGGAACUGCAGGCAGAGAAGUGUUUUACACUAACCUAGAUGAGUUAGAAGUGUUUGUGAGAGAAAACAGAGGCAGAGGUUGUUGAAUCUCCUUGUAAAGUGAUAAAAGCAAGGCAAAUUCAGUCUGUUCACUCAGCAAAGGCGGCUGAGCUUUUUGCUCUGAUUAGAGCUUGUACGUUAGCUAAAGGUCAAAAGGUUACCAUCUACACAGACAGUCAGUAUGCCUUUUCCACUAUCUUCUUUUUUGCUAAACAAUGGGACAGAAGAGGAAUGAUUACUGCUACGGGCAAAACAAUAACACAUGCCAGUUUACUGAAGCAGCUUCUCCAAGCUUUACUACUACGACAAAACAUAGCCUUGUG